ACACUUUGAUUUGCAAUGCCCUCCUCGGUGGCUGUUUUUCCCUGCAUUGGCUACAGGAAGCUCAUUCCCUGGUUGCUAAGGCAACCAAGGAGGAUGGCCCACAGCAGGAGUACGGGAAGCCUUGCGCUGCCUUUCAACUCGUCGCUGUGCAGCAUGCCUGCUGACCUGCUGCGGGCUGGGAGGAGGAGCCAACUCUGCAGAGGAGCUUCUCCAGGCCCUGUAUGGGUCCUGCCGCCCCGCUGCCCCACCAUGAGACAGAGCUCCAGCAUUAGAGCUAGUGCUCCUCUCUCCCUCUGCUGGCCACUGCACAGCUCUGACUCGCUCUGCUCCAGUAGUAACAGGAGCACAGGCGGCAAGAUGUCAUCCUCUUCCUCCUCCUCCUCCUCCACCAACGAUGGACAAGGGAAGCCUAAACCUAAAUCCCCGUUUCGCAAAAGGGGAAGCCUGCAGAGCACCACCAGCCCUGACCUGUGUGGUGCAUCCGGACCCAAGCCCCUCAAGCCUCAGAGAUCCCUUCCAGGGACGCCCGUUUCUAUCACACACUACCCAAUCGACCUGCGGACAUCCAUGGAGGAAAAAUACAAAGAGAUUGCUGAGGAGCUGUUCACACGCAGCAUGGCAGAGAGCGAGAUGCGAACUGCUCCUUAUGAGUUCCCGGAGGACAGCCCCAUCGAACAGCUGGAAGAGCGACGGCACCGCCUAGAGAGACAAAUCAGCCAGGACAUUAAGCUUGAGCCAGAGAUCUUGCUCCGCGCCAAACAGGACUUCAUGAAAAUCGACAGUGCUCCAGACCUUGAGUUGAUGAAGGAGAAGAGUGUGGACAUUGUUGAUGAUGGCUUUAGGGAGAGACAAUUGCCUCUGGAGAAAGAGUACCAGCGGGUCUCAAUAUCUGGAGAGGAAAAAUGCGGGGUGCCCUUCACUGACUUGGUCGAUGCUGCAAAGUGUGUGGUGAAGGCAUUAUUCAUCCGAGAGAAGUACAUUAAUCGAUCUAUGCAGAAUUUUUGUAAGACCACAGCUCAGGCCCUGCAGGAGCUCGGGAUGAAACCUCUGGAUCUGAGAGUCUAUGAAGAUAUACCAGAGACGCCUGUAGAUGCUGAUGCCCCCGUCCAUCCACCUGUUUCAAAGACACACCCCUAUGACAAUCAGGACCCCAAGAAUAUGCCGGCAGACACAGGAUAUGGUUGCAAGAUGGUGGAUGGAGUAGUCCAUGUCUACACCAAGAAGACCAACAUUGACAAAAGUACAGAACUAGACCUGCCCUAUCCUGACCUGAAGGAGUAUAUUGCGGACAUGAAUGUUAUGAUGGCCCUCAUUAUCAACGGGCCAGUGAAGUCUUUCUGCUACCGCCGCCUACAGUAUCUGAGCUCUAAGUUCCAGAUGCACAUCCUCCUGAAUGAGAUGAAGGAGUUGGCAGCUCAGAAGAAAGUUCCACACAGAGACUUCUACAACAUACGAAAGGUGGACACACACAUACAUGCGUCAUCCUGCAUGAAUCAGAAGCACCUGCUGCGAUUCAUCAAGAGAGCCAUGAAGAAAUACCCUGAGGAGAUUGUUCACAUUGAGCACGGCCGUGGUCAGACCCUCAAGCAGGUGUUUGAGAGCAUGAACCUGACGGCCUUUGACCUGAGCGUAGACACUCUCGACAUGCAUGCGGAUCGUAACACCUUCCAUCGGUUUGACAAGUUCAAUGCCAAAUACAACCCCAUUGGAGAAUCCAUCCUCAGAGAGAUCUUCAUCAAGACUGACAACCACAUUGAAGGAAAAUACUUUGCACACAUUAUUAAGGAGGUGAUGUAUGACUUGGAGGAGAGUAAGUACCAGAACUCUGAGCUACGUCUGUCCGUAUAUGGUCGGUCCCGAGACGAAUGGGAUAAGCUGGCUCAGUGGGCCGUUAAACACCGAGUGUACUCUGAUAAUGUGCGCUGGCUUGUCCAGGUGCCACGUUUAUUCGACGUCUACCACACAAAGAAGCAGCUGGCCAAUUUUCAAGAGAUGUUGGAGAAUAUCUUCAUCCCUCUGUUUGAAGUCACGAUCAACCCCCGGAGUCAUCCUGAGCUGCACCUCUUCCUGGAGCAUGUGGUGGGCUUCGACAGCGUGGACGAUGAGUCUAAACCUGAGAACCACAUUUUCAAUCUUGAUAGUCCAUUGCCUGCCAACUGGACUGAGGAGGACAACCCACCCUACUCCUACUACCUCUACUACACCUAUGCCAACAUGACUGUGCUCAACCACCUGCGACGGCGGCGAGGCUUCCGUACGUUUGUGCUGCGACCUCACUGUGGGGAGGCGGGGCCGAUCCACCACCUGGUGUCAGGUUUCAUGUUAUCAGAGAACAUCUCCCACGGCCUGCUCCUCAGAAAGGCCCCGGUGCUGCAGUAUCUUUACUACCUGGCUCAAAUUGGCAUCGCCAUGUCACCCCUGAGUAACAACAGCCUGUUCCUCAGUUACCAUCGCAACCCACUGCCAGAGUACCUGUCCAGAGGCCUCAUUGUCUCUCUGUCCACUGAUGAUCCUCUUCAGUUCCACUUCACUAAGGAGCCUCUGAUGGAGGAGUACAGCAUUGCUACUCAGGUGUGGAAACUAAGUUCCUGUGACAUGUGUGAGCUGGCAAGGAACAGUGUCCUCAUGAGUGGGUUUUCACACAAGGCCAAAAGCUACUGGCUGGGCCCCAGUUAUGCUAAGGAGGGUCCCUUGAGCAACGACAUCCGCCGCACCAACGUCCCCGACAUCCGUGUAGCGUACCGCAGCGAGACACUCUCUGAGGAGCUCCAACUCAUCACCCAUGCUGUGCGCAACGAAGAGCUGGACACUAUUGACGAGGAGGACUCUCUGUCCAUGGGCCCUCUCCCCGGAAGACGCUGAAAGCACAGUCACUUGGACCUGGCCUGUAAACCCCACACCCCUGUGGUCCACCUAGCAUGACAAUGAGGAGACGUAGUGUGAGAGUAAUUCUGUCGUUCAUCCUAUAUAGAACAUAAACACACACCAACCAUCACUAAGGAAAAGCCAAGGAUACAGUUGUGCCAGAGCACUUUAGCUUCAAGGUUUUUCUUGCGUUUGAGUCAUUUCUAGGCAUCAGGAAAGGAUUUUAACCCCAUUUUGUUGUUACAUUUCCCCCCAGAUCUGCUUAUAUUGUUCUCUGUGACAUUUUAGUUCUCACUCAGCAUAAUGAAGGUUAGCAGAGGUGACCAGCUCCUAGGAUUUUUGUGAAUGAAAAGCAGGGAAACCCUCAGCAGAGUGACACAGACUCUCCGUGCUGUCUUGCCAAAGCCAUUAGAUGAUCCCUGUGAUUUAUUGUCAUUCAGCGAUAUGUUUUACUUCAGACAUUACAUGCAUGUGGUAUCUCUGUAGUAUCUGUGUACUAAAGAAACAACCAGCACAUUUCAAACUUUCUUCACAGAAAACCUGCUCUAAAUGUUGCUUAUCUUACACUACACAUGCUGCUUAAACUGAACUGAAUGCAUCGAUCCUCUUCAUUAUACAAAUUUAUAAUGAAUGAUUUUCAGAUGCAGUCUUACAUUUUAAGCUACUUCAGGGUGGCUUGGAGACAGUAACUCGUAUAACAAGACUUCUCACUGAAUGCUGCACCACUGAACAUCAGCCAUGCAUGGUGCUCGGCGUGGUUUCAGAUAAUUUAUCUGCCAAAUUGCACACACAGAAUUGUUCUUCCAUGAUUUCAAUCAGCUCCGAGUCAGGAGACAGGAGAGAAGCAGACUGCAAACAUUCCAUGAAGGAAACUGUCCUCUAUAGCUGCAAAUCAAAUGAGCUGCAGUAAAUGUUGGUUUGAUGAUAUAUUUCCAUAUAAAGCGGAAAUGUGCAUUGUAGAUUUAAACCACAGCACAAGUAAAUGUCGAUGAAUCCAGCAUCGUCCGAGGAGAGUGCUCUCGCCGUUACCCCACUGUGGCCAUAAAGAUACGGACCUUCUGUCACUCCUUAGGGCUCUGAUUCAUGUUUCACUCAUUCCUUCCAUCUACGGACAAACUAGAAAGUUGUGAGAGUUUUUCCCCUUUGCAUGCAGUGCUCUGUACGUAUGCACCGAGCAAAGAAUUCACAGUGCCUUUUCGUUUUCAGCUUUGGGCGCUGCAUGCCCAGUUUCUGUCUUAAACACCUGCAACAAGUAUUGCAUCACUUUUCCUGUCAUAUACAGUAGACCUCUAUGCUGUUGUAAUAUCUACGCCAAUGGAACUGAACCACCUAGCUGCAUGCUCGGUGUAAAUAGCUUUUACCUUGGCCUUCGUUUGAGGAUAAAAGUUGAUUUGUUUCUGGUUCUCUACUUGUUUUUUUUCGCAUGCUUGCAUGAAUAACGGAUGGCAGGAGAGAAUGAGUUGCUUAAAUGUGAAGCAUCUUAACUAAUUCAGGGCUGCCGACCAGCUUUCGAAUCAGAGAUCUGUUGCAGCGAGCCAACAGAUUUAAUCUCAGCAUCGUUCACCAUGUAGAAACGAGCAAACCAUGCUGGGACAUGGUUAAGACUGUUGCAUGGUUCUUGUAGCAUUUAUGGUUUUUCAACUCGUCCCAAAUCUGAUCGAAGCUGGGAUCACAUUUUGUAUUGUACACUCACCACGUUAUCACAUCCUGCCAUCGGAAACGGUCCAACUUCCCAUCAAACUGUGAGCAUUCUUCUUAAACCUAGACGCCGAUGUCGAGUAACAUUUGAUGCCAAGAGAGCGAAUCAGAAACUGUCAGCCUUUGUUUGAAUAACCAACCGUAAUGUAUUCGCAUAUAUACGUGUUUGCUUUAUAGAGGAUUAGGAUAAAAGAAGAGAACUCGUCUUUGUUCAGAAAGAAUACAGUAGCUUCUAAUUGUUCAAGGGAUGCACUGGAGUUGUGCGCUGAACAUGGUGAAAUUUGUGCGUUUGUUGGGUUUCAUGUAUAAAGUGUAUUUUUUUAAAGGCGAUAUAGAGAUAAGAAAUUUUAUAUUCACAAUAUAUUGAUGUCAAGGUUUAACACUUAGUUUCGUUGCUGUUGAUCAUUGUGAAUUGGCAUUAUGUUUUUCAAUACAGUUUUGUUGUUAGCCUUUUUAAUUUGUGAAUUGGACAUUUUAGUGUCUGUUCUGACUGUUUAGCCACCAUUUUUUAAGUUUCUGAUCACGCUCAGUUUAUUAUUAUAGGUAGGUACAUGAUAGUUACCUCUUACUUAACAGUGUCUACAGUCAGAAACCGACCUAUAUACACACACACACACACACACACACACACACACACACACACACACACACACAAAGAUAAAGACUAAUCCUAAUUUUUACAUCACAUCAAUAGAGUUGGCUGUUUGUUUUCUGUUUUGGUUUCAAAUAAUUAUUUCAAGCAUUAAUCUACACUUGUCCUUAUCUGUCGGAUGUCCACAGACAGAAGCACAAAGUAGUUAUGUCUAAUUAUUGCAGCUUCCUUUUGUUAUUGGCCUUUUCUUGUUUUAAUGUUUAACCAUCUUAAUGACUACUUUGUCACAUUAGAAGUGUUAUAUGACAACGUACAAUGCUGUGGUACGUUAUCACUGAGAGAAAGUUAUUCCGGACUGACCUGAACCUUUUUCAUCCGUUCACAUUUACAUCUUGUUGUUUACUGUGAUGAUGUACACUUCAUGGUUUCAUGUUGUCUUUUACAGUCACCACAGAGUCACUUGUCUGUGCACUCACAACAUAGUGAACCCUACCUCAAAAAUACUUAUCUCUGUCAUGUUGCUGCAACAGCCGGGCCCAACUAAUUUCCAUUUAUUAUUAAUCUACCAACUAUUCUCUUGAUUAAUCAAUUAAUUGUUUGGGCUGUAAAAUAUCAGAAAUGAUCAAAAUGCUAUUAUAAUUCCCCGUAGUGCCUAGGGUAUUGAAAUUGUUUGUCCAGUCUUCACAUUUGAGAAGCUUGAACCAGUAAAUUCAGGUUAUUUUUACUUAUAAAAAUGAUUUCAAAAGAUAAAGCGAUCAUCACAAUUUCUGAUUAUUUUUUGUCCAAUCAACUUAUUGAUUAAUCUCAGUAAAUACUGGCACACGAGAAGUGAUUCACUAGCACUAAAACAGCUGAAACCAUUUAAAGUUACUGAUCAGUACGAGCAGUAACACAGUGAUUCAAAUAUAUACUAUACGCUAUUCACCGAUUCAUCGUUCACAGUUUCUGUUUUUAAGACGUUAAGAUUGAUUCAUUUGUUUACUAACUUUACAGUGCAUUUAUUACAAGUAUUCUGAUGCUCACACUCAAUAUAUUUUUGUGCUCCGCUUAUAUUUUUCUCAUGAAGUAUCUUUGUUUUUACAGUCUUGUCACCUUUUUGAUUUAUAUUUUUAAUUUUGCCUAAUUUUAUGUCCAUUGAUCUGUAGCCAUAUUAUUGCCUGAAAUGGAUUGCCAGUGUUAAACAGAUUCAAAUGCUUCUGAUAAGGUUCAUGUGUAAUGUCUAAACAAUGAAAUAAAGCAUGUUUAUUCACUAA
Messenger RNA from Dicentrarchus labrax (European seabass), 6408 nucleotides. RefSeq names its product adenosine monophosphate deaminase 2a (gene ampd2a). The transcript has 18 exons. Gene Ontology annotation, cellular component: cytosol. Gene Ontology annotation, molecular function: AMP deaminase activity. The record is from RefSeq and is a predicted model, not a curated record. NCBI's taxonomy places the organism in Eukaryota, Metazoa, Chordata, Actinopteri, Moronidae. Gene Ontology annotation, biological process: AMP metabolic process; IMP salvage. Bases 16 to 2862 code for a protein of 948 amino acids.